Molecule: messenger RNA, 1287 nt
Organism: Rhododendron vialii
Lineage: Eukaryota; Viridiplantae; Streptophyta; Magnoliopsida; Ericales; Ericaceae
Exons: 6
Coding region: 1-1287 (428 amino acids)
Source: RefSeq, a predicted model, not a curated record
AUGACAUUUGCUGGCUAUCUUGACACUACCAUUCUGUUCCUAUUGCGUUUCAAAGAAGAUUUUGCAGUGCCACCAGUCAAAAGCAUCCGGAAAGAAAAAUUAAGACACCAUCAUGCACUUGAGCUCGUCAAAUUCCUCUGCAAGGAAGUCGCAAAAUCAAAGCUCUCAAAAGCGGAAAGGAUAUUUAAACCAGCAUUGCGCAAAGCAGCACGUGUUGGGAUACCUGAAAUUAUUGAAGAGAUUGUAUUGUCGUACCCUUUGGCAUUGUCUUUUAUCAAUCUAGACAACGUAAACAUCAUCAAAUAUGCAAUUCUAUAUCGCCGUGAACGUGUGUUCAAUCUCAUCUAUCAACUUGGCUGGAAAUAUAUAUACGGAGUGGACAAUUUGUUGAACAACGCUCUGCAUUUGGCUGCACAUCUGAGACGUGAGCAACAAAUCAAUCUCAAAGACAGUGCCGCUGGUGCAGUUCUGCAGAUGCAGCGAGAAAUGCAAUGGUUUAAGGAAGUAGAAAAAUUUACAGUACCUAAUGACAGAGAAAGAAGGAAUGGUGAUGGAAUGACACCUACAGAAAUAUUUUCUGACACGCACCAAGAUUUGUUGAAAGAGGGUGAGCGAUGGAUGAAAGAUACAGCCACAUCAUGCACCAUAGUUGCUGCCCUUAUUGCCACUAUGGUUUUUGCAGCUGCCAUUACAGUACCAGGUGGGAACGAUAGUGUUAAAGGCCAUCCGUUACUUUUGAAUCAAAAAGCCUUCGUUAUUUUUGGCAUAUCUGACGCACUAGCUCUAUUCUCAUCCAUCACUUCUGUGUUAAUGUUCUUGCUUAUCCUGACUUCUCGAUACGCAGAGGAAGAUUUCCUGAAUACCUUACCCAAAAGGAUAAUUAUUGGUCUCAUAACCCUAUUUGUCUCCAUCUUAUCCAUGAUGGUAGCCUUUGGUGCUAUAUUAUAUCUCGUGUUUGGAAAUAAUAAGGCAUGGAAUCUUAUCCCUGUUGUUGCACUGGCUAUUAUUCCUGUCACCUUGUUCGGAGUUUUGCAGUUUCCUCUCCUUGUAGAGAUGAUCCAAUCCACAUAUGGUCGAGGCAUUUUUGGCAAACAAAGUGAUCUGAGUAGGUAUCUUUGUUUGCUUAUUAUCUACUGCUACUGGAUUUAUAUGUACAACUUUCAGUCCUUACCACCUGGGAUUGAAAAUGCUGUUUUGGAUGGGCUAUUUUUGGCUGUUGUGGAUGGCUCUGGCCUUGCUUGCUGGGGAUGGACUGUUGGUGCUCUAAAUCUCUACCUCUAUUCCUGA